GGGAAGGCGCUUUUCCGGCGAUUUUCCGAAUACGUAAACAAUUCGAAGUUUAAGUGUAGUGAAGUGUGGUGUUAGUGAUUAGUGUGGCGUGGUAAUUUUUGGUGCUGAACAAAAUGAAGGCAACGUAACGAAGACUGGGCGAUGCGCGGCGCGCGCGCGUUACGUGCCCUGCGCGUAACAUGCGCUCACUAAACGUGACCGCUUGCGCGGCGCUGCUCGAUGACGUACGCUGGGACGAGCCCACCAGCGUUGCAAGCCUUGCUGUCCUCGCUCUGAUAGAUGUCCUUGUUAUCACAGGAAACUGCUUGGUAAUAGCUGCGGUCCUUUGCUCGUCAAAGUUGCGCAGUGUCACAAAUCUUUUCAUCGUAUCGCUGGCAGUAGCCGACUUAUUGGUUGGCCUUGCAGUGCUGCCUUUCUCUGCUACCAGGGAGGUCUUUAAGGUAUGGAUUUUCGGGGACGUCUGGUGUUCAGUCUGGCUGGCUGUCGACGUCUGGAUGUGUACUGCAUCCAUUCUGAACCUAUGCGCUAUAUCUCUGGACAGAUAUGUUGCUGUGACCAGGCCAGUCAGCUAUCCUUCCAUAAUGAGCAAGAAACGCGCCAAAGCGUUAAUAGCUGGCGUCUGGGUUCUCUCCUUUGUAAUUUGCUUCCCUCCACUGGUCGGAUGGAAAGAUAAGAGACCAACGGACGCUAUGAAUUCCCAAGAGAUACACCCCCCCUGCCCUUGGACUUGUGAGCUGACUAAUGACGCAGGGUACGUGGUCUACUCUGCGCUGGGUUCCUUCUACAUACCAAUGUUCGUGAUGCUAUUCUUCUACUGGAGAAUUUAUAAGGCUGCUGUAAGGACUACAAAGGCCAUUAAUCAAGGGUUUAGGACCACCAAAGGUUUAGGAAACCGGUUUGAUGAUAAUCGUCUUACUCUACGAAUACACCGAGGCCGAGGUUCUGCAAGACCCCAUGGCUCACCGCUUUCCACAGCGUCUAAUCACUCUACCAGUACUUCAUUGAGUGCUUCCCCAGAGAGGUUACGAAGGCACUCAAGCGCUCGGCGGGCACACGAAAAGAUCAAAAUUUCCAUUUCAUACCCAUCAUCGGAACAGAUAUGUCCACUGGAGAACUCUAGGUCCCCCAGCAGAUCUCCUAGUCCUUCACUGUAUGCUGUACACUAUGAGAGGGAUGGAAGAGAGCUGACUGAGAGCAGACUAAGGGUUAGACCUCAUCUUACACCCGGAACCCUGUAUGAUGAAUUAGAGGACAAGCCUAGAACGAGACGAAUGGGAAAAAGAAAUAUUAAAGCGCAGGUGAAAAGAUUCCGAAUGGAGACGAAAGCAGCAAAGACCUUGGGCAUAAUUGUAGGAGGUUUUGUAUUUUGCUGGCUGCCAUUCUUCAGUGUGUAUGUAGUGCGAGCGUUUUGCGGUGACUGUGUAACACCAAUUAUAUUCUCAAUACUAUUUUGGCUGGGUUACUGCAACUCGGCGAUAAAUCCUCUUAUUUACGCACUGUUUUCUAAAGAUUUUAGAUUCGCUUUCAAGCGGAUAAUAUGUAAGUGUUUCUGUGCCGGCGGAGGCUCGAGGCGGGAGUCAGAUGGCGCUGACGCCACAGUAACUAUCCGAAGGACCAGACCUACGCAUGGCCAUUCGCACUCAUUAGAUGAAGAUGCGCCAAUGACUAACAAUAAUAGGUGACGUCAACCAUUGCGACGGCAAAAUGCUCAUUUCCAAACGACCGUCGCAUGUGUAUAGAUAGACUUAGUUUAUUGGUAGGUAUAACAACAAUAUAUUGUAAUUAAUGUUAAAUAAACUAUGUAAAGCACCAUUCUAAAUGUUGUAGUAUAGAUAAAUUGUAUUAUUAAAAUAAGUAGGUAUGUAAAUAUAUAUAUACGUAUUCCUGUCAAUGUAAAUCUCAAAACACAUCGGACGCAUCUAUGACGUACCAAGCGUUACAAAUCCAUAAUGAUCUCAUUGAAAGAGUUAAGUAGUAUACCUUAAUCAUAGGAAAUCACCGCUUAUACGUCACUUCCGUCCGUGGAUGAGAACGCGUCAGCUUUAAGCCUUUAGGUUCUGCGCCUGUACUCUGUAACUCUGU
Molecule: messenger RNA, 2082 nt
Organism: Pieris brassicae (large cabbage white)
Lineage: Eukaryota; Metazoa; Arthropoda; Insecta; Lepidoptera; Pieridae
Gene: Oamb
Product: octopamine receptor Oamb
Exons: 10
Coding region: 180-1682 (500 amino acids)
Biological process (GO): adenylate cyclase-activating adrenergic receptor signaling pathway
Cellular component (GO): membrane
Molecular function (GO): adrenergic receptor activity
Source: RefSeq, a predicted model, not a curated record